Cetraspora pellucida is the source of this 381-nucleotide messenger RNA. NCBI's taxonomy places the organism in Eukaryota, Fungi, Glomeromycota, Glomeromycetes, Diversisporales, Gigasporaceae. The record is from the annotation of a GenBank genome assembly.
AUGACACCAAACCUUGUUAAUAAAGAUGCAAUUCUCAACAGAUCAUUUACAAACGGUUAUCAUGAACUGAAUGGCAUUCAUGAUGAUGCCGAAAUAUUUAAUGGAUCAUUUGCAAAUAGUUAUAAUGAGCUAGAUGAUAGUAUUCAUAAUGAUAGAGAGAUUCCAAAUGAAUCAUUUAUAAAUGGUCAUCGCGAAUCGAAUGGAAUUCAAAGCAAUGGCCAAAUUUUUAAUGAAUCGCUUACAAACAGUCAUAAUGAGCUGAAUGGAUUUGGCAUAAGGGCUAUUCACAUAGGACAAGACCCUGAUCCAUACACUGGUGCUAUUAUUCCUCCAAUAUCUUUAUCAACUACUUUUAAACAAUAUUCAAUUGGUGCUCAUAAG